UAAAGUCUCGGGUUCUCGAUUUCCCUUCGUCCAAGCUAAACAAAUACACAAACUAUUUAAAAAACGCAAACGCACACACUCUGUGUAUCUCUCGAUUUCUCCAGAGCUCUUCAAUCAUGCUUAAAGUGAGUGUAAAAUGGCAAAAGGAGGUAUUCUCAAAUGUGGAAAUUGACCCUAGCCAGCCUCCUUAUGUUUUCAAGUGCCAAUUGUAUGAUCUUACUGGAGUACCCCCAGAAAGGCAGAAGAUUAUGGUGAAGGGUGGUUUACUGAAGGAUGAUUCGGAUUGGUCAACAUUGGGAGUGAAACAGGGUCAAAGAUUGAUGAUGAUGGGUACUGCUGAUGAGAUUGUGAAGGCCCCUGAGAAGGGACCUGUUUUUGUGGAAGAUCUUCCAGAAGACGAACAGGUGGUAGCACUGGGUCAUAGUGCUGGCCUAUUUAAUUUGGGAAAUACCUGCUACAUGAACUCCACCGUGCAAUGCUUGCAUUCAGUCCCAGAGUUGAAGUCUGCUUUAUCUAAGUAUUCACAGUCUGGAAGAAGCAAUGAUGUGGAUCAUAGUUCGCACAUGUUGACAGUUGCGACAUGCGAGUUAUUUAAUGACCUUGAUAAAAGUGUGAAGCCUGUGGCACCUAUGCAGUUUUGGAUGCUCUUGCGCAAAAAGUAUCCUCAGUUUGGUCAGUUGCACAAUGGAAGCUUCAUGCAGCAGGAUGCUGAAGAAUGUUGGACACAACUCUUGUACACACUUUCACAGUCUCUCAGAUUGCCAAAUACCAGUGAAAAUCCCGAUACUGUGAAGGGACUUUUUGGUAUUGAUAUUAUAAGCAGAGUGCAUUGUCAAGAAAGUGGUGAGGAAAGCUCAGAAACAGAAUCAAUUUAUUCUCUUAAAUGCCACAUAUCACAAGAGGUUAACCAUUUGCAUGAAGGACUGAAGCACGGUUUGAAAUCAGAGUUGGAGAAGGCUUCUCCUGCCUUGGGUCGUAGUGCUAUUUAUUUGAAAGAGUCUUGUAUUAAUGGUUUGCCUAGGUACUUAACCGUUCAGUUUGUCCGCUUUUUCUGGAAAAGGGAGUCAAAUCAGAAAGCCAAGAUUUUGAGGAAAGUGGAUUAUCCGCUGGAGUUGGAUGUUUAUGAUUUUUGUUCUGAUGAUCUUCGGAAAAAAUUGGAAGCCCCUCGCAAGAAACUAAGGGAUGAGGAGGGAAAAAAGCUUGGUCUAAAGUCUAGUGAGAAAAGCUCUGAUUCGAAAGAUACUGAUGUCAAAAUGAUUGAAGCUGAGGGAUCUUCAUCAAAUGGAACUGAAGAAUCAUCUGUAGCUACAUCUCAAGAUGGUGUUGCCUCUGACACUGGCAAGGAACCACAAUUAACUGGGGUUUAUGACUUGGUUGCUGUGCUAACCCAUAAGGGUAGGAGUGCCGAUUCAGGACAUUAUGUUGCUUGGGUGAAGCAAGAAAGCGGGAAAUGGAUUGAAUAUGACGAUGACAAUCCUAUUCCACAGCGAGAAGAAGACAUUACUAAACUGUCUGGAGGAGGUGAUUGGCAUAUGGCAUACAUUUGCAUGUACAAGGCUCGAGUUGUGGAGAUGUAGUCCUGAUUUAGCCGUGCAAUUCAAUCUGGAUUAUCCUUUUGUUUUUAAAUCAUACAGAAACAUUUCCAGUUUGAGGAUUAAAUUGUGAUUGGUCGAUGGAAUUUUACGCAAUUGUGUUGUACUAUACUAUUUUUAAAGUUGUGUUAUAUAUCUCUGUUUAAACUUA
Messenger RNA from Pistacia vera, 1743 nucleotides. RefSeq names its product ubiquitin carboxyl-terminal hydrolase 7-like. The transcript is spliced from 18 exons. The coding region runs from base 117 to 1577 and encodes 486 amino acids. Gene Ontology annotation, molecular function: proteasome binding; protein binding; cysteine-type deubiquitinase activity. Gene Ontology annotation, biological process: protein deubiquitination; regulation of proteasomal protein catabolic process; proteasome-mediated ubiquitin-dependent protein catabolic process. NCBI's taxonomy places the organism in Eukaryota, Viridiplantae, Streptophyta, Magnoliopsida, Sapindales, Anacardiaceae. The record is from RefSeq and is a predicted model, not a curated record.